AUAUGUACAGGAACCACGACUACCGAUACCACUACCGGUACAGCUACCGGUACCGACAGGGACACCAUCACCCUCAUGCAGAGUUGCUCGAAUGCCAUGCCUGCCUGCGCCACGAUACUCUGGAUUGCAGCGUCGGCAUCGACCGCACUCCCGUGAAACGUGAAACUGGCAAAAGGAGUGAUCAUACACAGCGCAGACUCCCGCCUCCUCCCGCGGUCAAUGUUCCAUGAACUGUUUGUUGCUGGGUCGCUUCCUAAUAGAAAAGACAACAGCAGAACAAGCAGAUCAAGUUCCAAAUCCCCAUGUUUUCGUCAUUUUCGUCGUCAUCCUGCCAUGGUCGGCGAGUUUCCAAUGGGCUCACUUUCUGCUGCGCAAGCGAGUGCCUUCGCGCGUACAGCGAUGAUCCAUAGUCUUCCUGAGAGGCCGACUUUCUAUGUUUUGAUUUCUGCUUCUCCUUCUUUCGCUGGUGGGGCUUCUCGGUGGAAGAUGCAUGCUUGACCCUCUUAUUCCUCAUGGUGGCGGAGUUGGCUGUGUUGCAAUCAACAAUUAAUUGAGUAAGUAAAAUAGAGUGUCGCCGUGGUUCGUUUUUUUCAAACGUGGAUGCGUUCGCUUCGCGCCCACGGAGCGCCACCGGUAGCAAAAAAAACAAUAAUUUAGGGUUAAGGGAAAAAAGAGUACAGUCUGUAUCUUUGGCAUCACUUUUCACAUUCGUCGAGAACUCAAGAACGACGCUGUAGACAAACAACGACGCUCACUUGUAAAGCACUGGGAUUCUUAUAGCUACAAGUGGAUCUACCCCCCCUAUCCAAUGGCUGCUCUUUAUCUGUUACUCCUGCUGGCUGCAGUGAGGACAACAGCUUCGUUUCAGAACCACGUAGAUACCACUCAGACUGCCGCUCCUUCUGAGCAGCCGCAAUUGCAACCGAAACCAGAGCUUUUUCCGUAUCAGCAAGAUGGAGUGGAAAGGCUGGUGUCUCAAAAGCGCUUGCUGCUGGCGGAUGAGAUGGGAAUGGGGAAAACGGUGCAAUGCAUAGAGGCGUUGAACCGCAUUGGGAAAGAGGAUUCCACCAUUCUGAUUAUCUGCCCCAAGUCUGUACUGGGUGUCUGGCAGCAAGAGCUCGAGCAAUGGUUGAACCCUGAUCUUGCGUCCUGCUGGACAGUUCACAUUGCAUCCAUGAAAGAAAAGCCAAGCCCUCAACCUGGAAGUGUGACAAUCAUCAACUAUGAUAUAUGCUUCAAGCUAGAAAAAGAGUUACACAAGCCAGACUACCAAGUCAUGAUUUGUGAUGAGUGCCACGCUCUGAAAUCUGUGGAUUCCAAACGCACCAGGUCCAUUCUGGGCAAAAUGACAGGGAAACGACGAAAACCAGGAAUUCAAUCAGAGUACUUGUGGCUACUCACGGGGACGCCAGUCCUGAAUCGACCAGUGGAGCUGUUCCCAAUUGUUCAUUCCGUUGAUCCUGAUGGUUUCACCGACUUUGAUGACUAUGCCAAUCGAUAUUGCGAUCCAAAGACUAGAGAUAUCUAUGUCAGAGGCCGGCGUGUCACCGUCAAGGAGUUUUCGGGGGCCGCCAAUCUGGGAGAACUGUCCAAGCGCCUGGAUCCAAUCAUGGUUCGACGGUGCAAAUCGGAAGUUCUGACUCAACUUCCUCCGAAGCUUCGAUCUUGUCGCUGUUUGAUCGCAGAUCAAGAUAUUGCGCGAGAGGAGAGGGAACUCCUGAGAGAAGCACUUCAAGGAAGUGGCUUUAAUGAAAACACCGCAGGCAUGGAUCUCAAUGAUUUUGGAUCCAAUGCCCAACAGCUGCUCAGCUACAUAGAAAAGGGUAAAUCCACCAAAGAGAUGCUAGCAACGAUAUCAGCCGUCAGACAGGAAACAGCACAGAGGAAAUUGGAUCCUGCCAUUGAGCUCCUAGAAGAGUAUUUAACUCAGGAGAAGGUGGUUGUCUUUGUACACCACCGAGCAAUCUUCGAUUCCCUGAUGGAUCACUUUGGGAAAACAGCCGUGGGCAUCAAGGGCGGAAUAGAUCGAAUCGAACGCGACGAAGCAGUACGCCAGUUCCAGCAUGACCCCAAUGUUCGUCUAUUUGUAGGGAGUAUACGGGCAUGCGGUCUUGGCUUGACCCUCACAGCAGCAUCACAUGUGGUGUUUCUCGAACUCGAUUGGUCACCGGGAAUCAUGGCUCAAGCAGAGGAUCGUUGUCACAGGGUUGGACAAGUCAGCAACGUCCGAGUCGAAUACUUUGUAUUCAAAGGCACUAUUGAUGAAUGGCUUUCCAGAUCUCUGAUAUUCAAACAGCACAGUAUCGACGAAAUACUACCAGAAAAGAUACUGCCUGAACCUGAAGAGAUGCCUGAGACUGACGAAACUGGAUACCUAUUGGACUUUGGGAAACACGAAGGAAUUCCUGUAUCCGAUGCUCCAAGGUCCUACGUUCGAUUCCUUUUGCAGAAAGAGGUCUGGCGAAAACGUCCAAACCUCCGGCGUGCACUGGCAUCCAUGGGGUUGCUUGAAGAAGAGCCUCCUCCCGUCAUGAAGACACAACAAUCUGCCAUUGCACCCCUUCAUGCAUCAAUCAACAACGAUCAAUUUGAAGCUGCCGAUUACAUGUUUGACUUUGGAAUGUACAAAGGCAUGAAAUGGGAGCAGGUGCCGACAAGCUAUCGUAAAUGGAUUCUGGGAAAGAAAAUUUGGAGGAACAGAAAUCGAGAAGCACUUCUUGAGGCUCUUGUGAGAGCUGGUUUUGAUCCAAAUCGCUGAUGUCACAGGAGCAUACACAAGACUGCGAUGUGUUCAGUUGCCAAUGAUCAGACUGGCCUACUAGAGGGCUGCAGCUGGAGACUCGGAAUCGUCAUCGAAAGCAAGCUCUGCGAGUUGCCUCCGUCGCCUUUACAGAGUACGAUACCAGUAGAGGGGAGUCUCCGAAGAGAGCUUCCCGACCAUUCCACGUUGACCAAAAUGACUCCUGUGCUGGAAGAUAUUGCAAUACUUGUAGAUAGAUUCCAGACAUUCGUUUGGGUCCUUGUGAUUACAGUACUGGUACUAGCUAGUCUAGUCUUUUAGAAAAUGCAAAAUCGUUUAUCUUUUUGCCU
Molecule: messenger RNA, 3090 nt
Organism: Seminavis robusta
Lineage: Eukaryota; Bacillariophyta; Bacillariophyceae; Naviculales; Naviculaceae
Source: the annotation of a GenBank genome assembly